Molecule: messenger RNA, 246 nt
Organism: Botrytis fragariae
Lineage: Eukaryota; Fungi; Ascomycota; Leotiomycetes; Helotiales; Sclerotiniaceae
Exons: 2
Coding region: 1-246 (81 amino acids)
Source: RefSeq, a predicted model, not a curated record
AUGACUAUGAAAUGGUGGAUCAGUGAGGAUGCAUCUAUCCCUCCAUUGAGGACAAUUCGGAGAACAAUCCAUGUUAUCUACUACCCUAAAUAUCCUAAAGCGCCCCAGUUCAACACAAAGAAAAGCAAAGAUCUGCAACUAACAUUGGACCAAUUUUCCGUUCCUGGCGGUUGGUUCCAUGAUAGAGCAUUUGGGCCAGAGCUUCUCAUCUUCUCUCGGACAUAUUUCAAAUAUCACGAUGCUUAG